AGAGGAACGGAGGAAACGGAGCGUCAGAUGAAGAGCGUCUUCCUGCCGGACCGGGCGCAGAUUCUGAGCGCGGAGGAGCUGAAGUCGCGGCGGGAGAGUCUGCGUCUGUGGCUGGAGAAGAACCGAGUCCCGGUGACUGAAGACGGGGAGGUUCUGCGUGUGGCGAACGCUCUGACCAUCAGCGCCCCCUACAGGCCUGGAGACUGCAGCAGCGCCAACGAGAUCAUACUGGCGCGCAUUCAGAGUCUAGUGGAGAGCUCCCCCGGAGCAGAACAAACCCCACAGUCCCAGACACAUCAGUGAGGCUUCCUUCAAGCUGUGAGAAGAUCCGAGGACAUUUGUUAAGAUGUUAAACACAGUUUUCAGAAUGCUGGUGUUCCACUGCUUUAGGAUCAAACGUCGCUUCUGUUACACAGUCAAUGAUAUUUAGAAGCUCUUGUCUGAAUAUUUUGAGCUCUUGAUACAUUGUAAGUCAUUGCAUGUUAUAAUAAAUGUUUCCUGAUGAAUGCAUAAACCAAGACUAUGCUCAGGCUCAGAAUGGAACCUUCUUGAAACUUUGAAUCAUUUGCUUUGCAAAAUGAAUCACUUUUUCAAAGCACUCUAAGUCUGCUGGACAGAACGGUGUAAAUGCAGUGAAAACUCAGCCCAGACAUGCGCAUAAAAACAGUGUGACACUGUCAGAAAACUAUUGUAGGCUAUCUUUGGUCG
This is a messenger RNA of Sinocyclocheilus anshuiensis, 708 nucleotides long. RefSeq names its product gem-associated protein 6-like. The coding region runs from base 28 to 303 and encodes 91 amino acids. Gene Ontology annotation, biological process: spliceosomal complex assembly; spliceosomal snRNP assembly. Lineage: Eukaryota; Metazoa; Chordata; Actinopteri; Cypriniformes; Cyprinidae. The record is from RefSeq and is a predicted model, not a curated record. Gene Ontology annotation, cellular component: SMN complex; nucleus. The transcript has a single exon.